Molecule: messenger RNA, 1461 nt
Organism: Eimeria tenella
Lineage: Eukaryota; Apicomplexa; Conoidasida; Eucoccidiorida; Eimeriidae
Exons: 1
Coding region: 1-1461 (486 amino acids)
Source: RefSeq, a predicted model, not a curated record
AUGAGUCAGCUCUCCUCUCCAGGGAGCCCCCACAAAGGGGGGGCCCCCCCAGACCUCCUGGCAACGAGUGCUGCCUUGCCCCCAGCAGCAGCAGCAGCAGCAGUAGCAGCAGCAGCAGCAGCAGCUGGUCGGCAGAGUCCCAGCACCAUGCCUCCACGAUGUGAAGGGGCCCCUCGGGGGGCCCCCCGAGGCCCUGCAGAGCAGCAGGGUCCCCCCGAGACCCUUUCUGGGGGCCCCCCUUUGGGGGCCCCUCGGGAGUCUUUGGGGGCCCCCCCUGAGGAUCUCCCUGAGGAGCGUGCUGCAGCACGGGAGCCCCAGGGGGGCCCCGUUGCUGCUGCUGCUGCUGCUGUAGCGAGUAGCGAGUUUGAGCUGCCGCUGCUGCUGCUGCAGCCCUCCGCCGAGGGGCCCCCCGAGGGGCCCCCGGGGCCCUUCAGCUGCCUGGGGCCCCCCCCAGUUCGGGAAAGUUGGCAAGAAGAAGUUUCUGCUUCAGUUGCUGCUGCUUUUAGAGAUCUCCGCAGCAGCGUGUUUGCCAGGAGCAGCAGCAGCAGCAGCUGCACCGGUAGCAGCAGCAGCAGCUGCAGCAGGCCCUUCCGAAAGGGCCUCGGGAAGUCCAUGCUGAAGACAGCAGCAGAAACUGCAGCAGCAGCAGCGGUGGCAGGCGCAGCAGCAGCAGCAGCAGAUAAGGCAGCAGCAGCUCCCCUGCAGGCCAAACCCGUGGCCCCAGAAGAGGCCACGAGGGGGCCCCAGCAGCAGCAGCAAACUACAGCAGCUCAACCACCACCUGGGGGCCCCCCUGUGGGGCCCCCUGGGGGGCCCCCUGAGGGGCCCCAGGGCCCCCAGGGGGCCCCUGAGGGACCCCUGCGGCAAACAGAGCCCCGGGGGUUCCCUUCGGGGCCACCGCAGCAGCAGCUUAGCGAGGGGCCCCCCAAGGGGCCCCCCAUGGGGGCCCCCAGGGGGCCCCUGCAAGGGGCCCCUCAGGAGCCUCCCGAGGCGCUGGGUAGCGCCAGGCAUGAACCUGCUGCUGCUGCUGCUGCUGCUGCUGCUGCUGCUGCUGCUGCUGAGAGGGUCUCCCGGGACUGCGAGGCGCAUGAGGGGGCAGCAGAUCUGCAGUCGGAAUUUCUGUCUGCGUAUACAAUUCAGCCGCAGCAGAUUGCUGCUGCAGCAGAAGCAGCAGCAGCAGCAGCAGCAACUGCUGCAGCAACAGCAGCAACGAGCGAGGCCGGGGACACUGAGGAUGCUGACAAAGAAACAGCAGCAAGGCAAGGCAGCGAUGCUUCCUCUAACUCGUCAUCAGCAGCAGCGACAGAAGCAGCAGCAGCAGCAGCAACAGCAGCAACAGCAGCAGCAGCAGCAGCAGCAGAUAAGCAAGGGCCCCCAGAUGAGAGCCACUGGACAGCAAGCCCAAAGAGGGCCCCCUCAUUGGCAGGCUCUCCCUCUGCAGCAAGUGGGGCUAAACCCUAA